UUUGGAUCACUGUUAGUUAAUUAAUAAUCUCACAUAGUAUUUAAACUCAAAGUCAGUGAGUGCUGCACGUAUAUCCAAGUUUUCAGAGAAGUACAAGUGACAGCACACUACCAAGCAGAAAGCCGAAGAUUCCUUAACUACCAAUUCCUCUCUUGAAGACUGCCUAGUUAAUAAUUAUCAUUUAUGCAAAUAGAUCAAAGCCAGACUGACGACUUUCAUUCAUUCCAACAUGCAAAAACAGAGCUGAACAUUUCUGUCAAAAAGUUAUUCAGGAAAAGAUACAUGAAGUAAACACCAAGACAAUGGAAAGACCACAUGAGGCUACGAAGAUGGAAAACAACACUUCUUCCUGCUUUUUCAUGGAAAGAAAGACUCGUGUGAAGGCUAAUAGGAAAGAGAUUGUGCUAACCAAGCUGAGGAAGAGCUUCUCCUGCACACCAAGGAAACUGAAGAACUUUGUAAUGGACUUCUUUCCUGUUUUACGAUGGCUUCCCAAAUACCAGUGCAAAGAGUACAUUUGGGGUGAUGUUAUGUCUGGGUUAGUGAUUGGAAUCAUUUUGGUGCCCCAAGCAAUCGCAUACUCACUACUGGCAGGCCUGAAGCCUAUUUACAGUCUUUAUACAUCUUUCUUUGCCAACAUCAUCUAUUUCUUAAUGGGCACAUCUCGUCACGUCUCAGUUGGCAUUUUCAGCUUGAUAAGUUUAAUGGUGGGACAAGUUGUGGACAGAGAACUUCUCUUAGCUGGAUUUGACUUGAAUGAUGAUGCCACACCAGCCUUGGGUCACGGCUCCCUGCAGACUGACAGCCAGUCCAACACAACUGUCUUCAAUCUUACUACCGAGGGGAUGAAUGCUGAAUGUGGAAAAGAAUGCUAUGCUAUAGGCAUUGCUACAGCCCUGACAUUUGUGGCUGGAGUGUACCAGGUUCUAAUGGGAGUCUUCCGUCUGGGUUUUGUAUCUAUGUACCUGUCUGAAUCAGUUCUAGACGGCUUUGCAACUGGCGCUUCCUUAACAAUUUUAACAGCUCAAGUGAAGUAUCUGAUUGGAAUAAAAAUCCCACGUAGCCAAGGGCACGGGAUGCUUGUUAUUACUUGGAUUAACAUUUUCAGGAACAUUUCUCAGGCUAACAUUUGUGAUAUCAUUACAAGUGCCAUUUGUAUCGUUGUGCUGGUUACUGCUAAGGAACUGGGAGAUCGUUACAAGCAUAAGCUGAAAUUCCCUCUUCCCACAGAGCUGAUAGUUAUUGUUGUGGCGACACUAGUGUCACAUUAUGGAAACUUAAAUGAAGUGUAUUCAUCCAGUGUCUCUGGAGCUAUUCCAACAGGAUUUAUUGCCCCCAAGGUACCACGUUUUGACUUAAUGAUCCGUGUUGCUAUAGAUGCCUUACCUCUCGCAGUAGUAAGCUUUGUCUUCACUGUAUCCCUUUCUGAAAUGUGUGCAAAGAAAUACGCUUACACUAUCCGAGCCAAUCAGGAAAUGUUUGCUGUAGGGUUCUGCAACAUCAUUCCGUCUUUUUUCCACUCUUUUGCAACAAGUGCAGCUCUGGCAAAAACACUUGUGAAAACAUCUACAGGCUGCCAGACUCAAGUCUCCGGAGUGAUUAGUGCAAUGGUGGUUCUGCUGGUACUACUCUUCUUGGCACCUCUCUUCUACUCCUUGCAAAAGUGCGUCCUUGCUUGUAUCAUCAUUGUCAGCCUUCGAGGAGCUCUAAGAAAGUUCCGAGAUGUGCCAGCACGGUACCAUGUGAAUAAGGUGGACACAGUGGUUUGGGUCGUUACUAUGUCUGCCUCUGCUUUGAUCAGCACAGAAAUAGGGCUACUAGUUGGCAUUGUUUUCUCCAUGUUAUGCAUCAUUGUUCGGACACAGCAGCCACGGACAGCCCUGCUUGGUCAAAUCCAAGAUACCAACUUUUAUGAGGAUGACUUAGAAUAUGAAAAUCUCUCUUCUGUUCCAAAGGUCAAAAUAUUCCGUUUUGAGGCACCACUUUAUUAUGCCAAUAGAAACUAUUUCCUAAAGUCUCUGUACAGAUUGACUGACCUAGAUCCUAACUUAGAAGCUGCCAGAAGGAAGAAAUAUGAGAAGAAGGAAAAGCAGCAUCUGAAAAAAGAAAAUCAACAAAAUCAACCAACUGUUAAUGGACUGGACAAUAGAGACACCACUCUGCAACUAGUCCCUAAGCAAAUUGACUUCCAAGCCCUUGUUGUAGAUUGCUCUUCCAUCCCAUUUUUGGACACCACUGGAGUUAAUACUCUAAAGGAAAUUCUAAAAGACUACAAGGAAUUAAAUAUUUCUGUUCUCUUAGCUUGCUGUAAUCCCUCAGUGAUAGACUCUCUGAAAAGAGGAGGUUACUUUGGGAAAGAUUUUGGAGGUAUGCAAGAAAUGCUCUUCUACAGUAUACACAAUGCUGUGCGGUUUGCAAAAGACCAAAAGCUUACUGCAGACUGCUCUGUUUAAUCCCAUUUUUCCUUGACAAUACACUAAAGAAAGUGACAGAUGGAGAAGGGCAGUUUGCAAUAAUUAAGUUAUCAGACACACUGUUGGCUUUGUACAGCAAUGGGCCUACAAGACAUUGUCCCCUGAAGAGUUCUGCAAUUCACUGGAUGCCGCUUAGAACAGCCCUUGGGGACGCAGUCCGGGGCUAGGCUAGGACAAGCUGGAUAAUUAUCUGCACCUCAAUUUCAGAAUGUGGGUGAAAAAGAAGUGCAUCUUGGGGCAGUUUUCCUUGUUUUGCCAUUAUAAUACAUGACCAAAUAUACAGUGUCAUGAGACUGAGACUGGAAGUCUCUCAAGAGCCAUCUGCCUCUCCCAGUGGCUUGUGUUAAGAAGGAUGAGUCAUAUAUCCAAACAUAAUGGAUCACGGACAUAUAAUGAUUUAAACUCUGGCUUGCAAAGCUCUGUCCAUUCCAUCAUUCAAGACACGCUCUUUAGCAACUCCCACUAUUUGCAAGCAAGGAAAAUGUAUAAAGCAUUGUGGGAUGUGUUAAUGUUACGUCUCUCCUCGUCACCUUGAUUGCAUGGGCUUAAUGACACAACUUGCCACAAGUGAAGAAACCACAGGCUAUCACAAUUUCUCUCAAAACCAUCUUCUCAAGAUAACUUCGUGGAGUCACUUGUGAUAUUGGAACCACCGUAUGUUAAUUAGUUACUGAGGGUUUCAAUACCUCUAGUAACAUAGGAAGAAACAUGACCCUGAUGUACAAUUUUCUUGUGUCUAGAGAAAAGAGAUACAUGGGAUUAAGAAAACAGAAUGGCUUUUCUGGCAAUCAUACAGUUACCACAGUAGUUAUACCACCCUGUCAAAAUGUGUUACCUCUGUUGAUACAACUCUAAUCGAGGGACACACAAGGAUCACUAAGUAUAAUCCUCAAGACUGUGAUGCAGCACGCCAUGCCCUUCCUACAACAGCCUGAAAAAGGGACAAGGGUAAGUGAAGAAAGCAAGAGAAAAGAGGAUAAAAUGAGAAGUUAAUCUGUGAUCUACCAUGUAGGGGAAUGGUUAGUCAAAAAUGCCAGGCUGGUUCUCUCUGAUGCACUUCUAAUGAAGUAUAUAUAGCCCACAGCAGUAUAACUGAUCCAAGUAGAGCAAUGCUUUAUAAGUUGUGUAUCCCCAAACACUAGAAAAAUCUCACCACACUCCAGAUCAUUCUACAUACUACUGACUUUUUUUUCCCCACCAUGUAAUUCUUUGAUUAUAGAUCUAAUAACCCGUAUUUUACAGGUCUGUGUUAAUUUUCAUGACAACUUGCAUUGAGUUAUUUAUUCUGUAUGGUGUCAAAUGAUACCCUCAGAGUCAGUUUUGUUGUUUUAUAUCUAUGCUCUCUCUAUACAAAUAAGUACACAUCUAGAUUUUGAUUCUAGUUGUACUGAUUCCAGUACUGCUGGUACUUAUGUUCUAGCAUAUGGCAUUGACAGAAAACUUUUUCUUACACUGAAGUCUAAAAUUACCUGCAUGAAAGGGAGGACAGCUGCCCUACCUUUCUCUUCUUAUUCAUGGCUGGUUCACAUGUGGAACCAAGCAUAGAAGGAAACUGUCACACUUGUGCUUUGUACACUUAGCAGACACCAGAAAUAGGCUACAUGUAUGCUGAAACUAUUUCUUAGAUAUACCACUAAAACAAAUGCCACAUCGACCCAUCAUGUGAUUUGCUUAUUUCAACUUCCAGGUCACUGAAUGGAAGAACAAUCAAACUGAGGUUCUCCAGUUGCCCCAGAGCCUGUUUGGCUUUCAAGAACACAUAUUUCAUUU
Molecule: messenger RNA, 4244 nt
Organism: Meleagris gallopavo (turkey)
Lineage: Eukaryota; Metazoa; Chordata; Aves; Galliformes; Phasianidae
Source: RefSeq, a predicted model, not a curated record